GGACGACGCCAUGACGGAGACGGCCACCGACGCCCCUGGCACUACCACCGCCCCCGUGCGCGCCGAGCCCGUGCUCUUCCUGCUCUACACCAGGGCGCACCCGCUGACGCCCGUGGUGCUGCGCAACGACUCCCUGGAGGGGUCCGACUUCGACGUGGCGCGCAGCACCGUCUUCGUGCUCCACGGCUUCACCGGCGACUCGGCCUCCGACUCCGUCACCCUCGUGCGCGACGCGCUGCUGUGGGCGGAGGAGGCAAACGUGGUGGCGGUGGACUGGGCACCGCUGGCCGCCGGCCCCAAGUACGCAGAGGCCGUGGCCAACACGCGCACGGUGGCGCGUGCGCUGGCGGGCCGCGUGGCGGCGCUGGCGGCGGCGGGCCUGCCGCUGGCGCAGGUGCACCUGCUGGGCUUCAGCCUGGGCGCGCA
Molecule: messenger RNA, 426 nt
Organism: Gryllus bimaculatus (two-spotted cricket)
Lineage: Eukaryota; Metazoa; Arthropoda; Insecta; Orthoptera; Gryllidae
Source: the annotation of a GenBank genome assembly